CAUGGCAACGUGGGCUUUGCCUCUCUCCGCCUCCUCGGGCCUGCAGACCGGAAGCAGUCCGCGCUGGGGGCUUCUGGGAAGCGGCUCGUGAGCGGCGUUUCUGCGUCUGUCUGGGACAGCGAAGCUGCUGCCUCCUGAGCCAGAGGAAUACCUAUAACGAACAAAAACGGGGUAUUUCCCUGAGGCUUUCAUUCUGCGUUGUCUUUUCCUGAAGUAUAAAUCAGGAUGUCUGCACAGUCAGUGGAAGAAGAUUCAAUACUUAUCAUCCCAACUCCAGAUGAAGGGGAAAAAAUACUGAGGGUGAAGUUGGAGGAGGAUCCUGAUGGUGAAGAGGGAUCAAGUAUCCCAUGGAGCCAUCUCCCUGACCCAGAAGUUUUCCGACAGCGAUUCAGGCAGUUUGGAUACCAGGAUUCACCAGGGCCCCGUGAGGCAGUGAGCCAGCUUCGAGAACUUUGCCGUCUGUGGCUUAGGCCAGAGACACACACAAAGGAACAAAUCUUAGAGCUGGUAGUGCUGGAACAGUUUGUUGCCAUUCUACCUAAGGAGUUGCAGACUUGGGUCCGAGAGCAUCAUCCAGAAAAUGGAGAGGAAGCAGUAACAGUGCUGGAAGAUUUGGAGAGUGAACUGGAUGACCCUGGACAGCCAGUUUCUCUCCCUCGACGGAAACGAGAAGUGCUAGUAGAAGAGAUUGUAUCUCAAGAAGAAGCUCAGGGAUUACCAAGCUCUGAGCUUGAUGCCGUGGAGAAUCAGCUGAAAUGGGCAUCCUGGGAGCUCCAUUCCCUACGGCACUGUGAUGAUGAUGCUAGGACUGAAAAUGGAGCACUAGCUCCAAAGCAAGAGAUUGCUUCGUCAGUAGAAUCUCCUGAAGCUCCUGGGACUCUCAACAUAGGUGUUCCUCAAAUUUUUAAAUAUGGAGAAACCUGUUUCCCAAAGGGCAGGUUUGAAAGAAAGAGAAAUCCCUCUCGAAAGAAACAACAUAUAUGUGAUGAAUGUGGAAAACACUUCAGUCAAGGUUCAGCCCUUAUUCUUCAUCAAAGAAUCCACAGUGGGGAAAAACCUUAUGGAUGUGUCGAGUGUGGGAAAGCAUUCAGUAGAAGUUCCAUCCUUGUACAACACCAGAGAGUACAUACUGGAGAAAAACCUUACAAAUGUCUUGAAUGUGGGAAAGCUUUUAGCCAGAAUUCUGGGCUUAUUAAUCAUCAGAGAAUCCAUACUGGGGAGAAACCUUAUGAAUGCGUUCAGUGUGGGAAAUCCUAUAGUCAAAGCUCAAAUCUUUUUAGACAUCAAAGAAGACAUAAUGCAGAAAAACUUCUGAAUGUUGUGAAAGUUUAAGAAAUUACAAAAAAAAAAUCAGCUCUCAGGUCUUUCUUCAGAAAUGAAGACAAAAUUUAAAACAUGAAGUGAUACACAAUAGUUUUUUCCCUGUUGACUGUCAGAAAAUCUACUGGGAAAUACAAAAAAGUCUUUACUCACCAUAAUUAUAUUAUCUUGAAAGAAAUGGUGUUAUACCUGCCUAGGAACUAAAUAAUUCAGGUAUUAAUGCCUAAAUUUUCAAUGUGAUGUUUAUAUUUUGUUUUCCAACUAAUGAACUGCUUGGUUCUUUGUUCCUUUCUUAAAAGUUUCCUUUUUCAGACAGACAACUUAUUUCUGUGUUGAUCAUUGAAAUGUUCUAUGUAAGGAUACAUUCCCUUCUUUAACAAGACAACAUAGGAAUUUUGCAGUCUGGAAACCAUCUUAAACCAUUUUAAACUAUCUUUUAAAAACUUACUGUUCUGUUUCCUUUUACCUUGUUUAAAUAUACAUUUCAGAAAAUAGAAGCUAAAGGAUGGCCAAAAGCAUCAAAAUAAAAUGAGCCUUAAGAUUUCUGAUAAGUUUUGGUGAUAAAACUUCAAAAAGAGAACAUCUAAUUGGGAAAGAUACACAAAUACUUUGACGUAAGCACUGGAGUGUAUCAGUUUAAGUAGUCACUGCCUACAGAAAAACUAAAAAACUAAUUUUAUAAAAGUGUUUUCCCAUGUGUCAUUGAAAAGUAGUUUAAACAAGUAACUAUAAAGCUGAAUGCAGAAAUUAGGACAUUAAGAAUUUUCAGCAAAUGGCAGUAUUGAAAAACAAAUGUAAACAGAAGGUAAUGGUCUGUUUUAGCUUUUAGAAGAGAUUCACAGAUUAAUGCAUUGUUAUUUUACCUUUAUCUUUGUUGCAGACAGAAUAUUCCCUGACAGGUAGGCAACAAUUAUCAGGUUUGCUUUUCUUUCUUUUCUGGUUCAGAAGGAUUGAAUACCAGGCUAAAAACAGUCAUGCAUUUAUUAAACAUUUUCUACUGACAAGGCACUGUGCUAGGUACUGUAAUCCUACCAUAAGUGAGUAGGUUUUUCUUCCACUGUAAAUCAUAGGAGGUUUGGUACAAAGCUGUUAUAUGCAGUUAGCCUCUUUUCCCUGUCAACAUUCCCAGAGGAGGUCACCACCAAGAUUGCCAGAGCCAUAGUCUUCUCACCAGGGUGUUGUAUUUGGAGGGAAAAGAAAACUCAGCUCAAAGAGCUAAGCUGGCUCUCCAGCUUUCUUCAGAGGUGAGUCCAAGAUAAACUUUUUCACAGUAUAGCAGUUUGAGUCUUUUUUUAAAAAAAAAGCAAAAUGAACAAUCUAGUAGUAUUGAGGUUGAACCUACAUGUGAGCUUGAAUGGACUGUUCCACUUUAAAAAUAACUAGGUUAUUAACAGCUAGUUUAUUAACUAUCAGAAUUGAUUGAACUAUUUUUUAACUUUCAGUCUUAACACAUUUUAAAAAUGUAUUAAAGUAAUAUGUUGUAGUAGUAGGAUUGUAUACUCCUUGGCUGAGAAUCCCACGUACUGUGGUUCUACUGUUAAGUGGAAAACUUGGGAAGUUAAACAUUGAGUAUAAGGAAGAGCUUUUUAAAAAUGGGCAUCACAGUAUGGAAGAUGAACCAUGCAAAUAAAAACAUUUAGUAGUUCCAGAUAUUUGGGUUAUAUCUGGUGCUUGAUUUUAAAACAGAAGGUGAGAUUUGCAUGAGCCUAUUAAAAAGCAUAGUAGUCCUGGGCCAGCUGGUGGAGGAGGAGGCAGAGUGGAGUUUGUUUAUAGAUCUUCUGAUAACAGUUAUAAGAAAUGUGCUUUAUAGAUUAAGAUUUAUUGAAGUAUAAAUAUGUAGUAAUGAUAUAAUGUAUUUUAAGUUAUACAAGAAAAUGUAGGGACUUUUGUUUGGGUCUUUUUCUCUUUUGUGGCUAAGAGGAAACCAGUCAAUGCCCAAUAAAGCUAUAAACUACUCUGCUCUUAAGGUAAAAUGAUCUUGGGGUGAUUGAUUUAUUUAUUUAUAACUUGCUUCUUUCCAAGUAGGUUUUGAGAUGGAAUAUUUGGAGGACUGCUGGGACAACAGAAUUCUUGUAUCAGAGUAGUUAAGAAGAGUGUGAAUCUCACAUGCUGGAAAUUUUAUGCUUUUAAAUAUCUUAUAUUGCCCAUAUACAAGGAAAUUUCCCUGUGGUAGAUUUGUCAUAGAUGCCAAAGAUACUUGGUACUGUGAGAGCAGAGAAAAAGUAGCGUUAGAGUUGGUAAACACAUUUUUGUCUCACCAGCUCUGACAUCUGCAUUGUUCAGAAAGGAUUCUAAGGCUAAGGCAAGGCUUUGUGGGGAAAGAGGACUGGGUCAAAAAUAACGAUGGUGAUACACAGGGAAAGGAAGUGAUGUGUACUCACCAUCACCAGUUAGGCGUACGUUUCUACUAGACAAGUUGGUUCAAAGUAACUGCUUAGCAAAUUAUAUCAUCCACACAUCAAUACCCACACAGAUAAAAACUGUAAUUUGUGGGGAAACCUAGCUUCUGAUGAAGUGAUGUGCCAGUUGCCAAGCAGUGGCCUAACCAGGACUCUGGUUAGUAAAUGAGAUCUGUGUUAGGAUGUGCAGACUGCUGGUGACUUACUCAGUAGCCACUGAGCAUUUGUUAGUUGCUGUUAAAUUUUCUUCUGGUUUUCUGGGAGGUUAUGCUCUUCACAUUGACGCUUACUUGACAUUUAAUCAUUUAGCAUUGUGUCUUUUGUUUGGAGGGGAAGGUUACAUGUUUUGAAAUAUGUUUCAUGCUAAUCAUUGAAUUAGUCACUACACCUAUCCACCUGUAUUUGUAGACUAGGAAAUCAAGAUUCAAAAACCUGCAUGUGGCCAAUAAGAGCUAAAAUUCAAAUCUAGUUUUUGGACUCCAGAGACAUACUUUUUCACUAUGCUGAGUAAUAUCUGUUAGGUCAUAGUUGAUAAAUACUACAUUUAUAUGUCCUAUGGUUAGCAUGCUCAUCUGAAUUUAAACAUGCUUAUUUGAAUUUUUUAUAGUACAGAAAUGUAAAAUGAAAAAGACAUUCCCUUCCAUAACCUUACCCAGAAGUGAUGGUAGUGUCAUUUGUUCUUCCAGAUUUAGGGAUAUACAUGUUUAAGAAAAAAAAAUUAAUAGCGACACUAGGGUUGCUGUGUACAGGCACCAGUUGAAGUGCUUUACCAUGGAAUAAUUCUUAAUCCUUGGCAACAAUAUGAGGUAGGUACAUACGUCAUUUUAUAGGUACUGUGCUAAAACUUGCCUCCCCUCCUCUCCCAUUGGUCAAUAUACUAAUUUAUUUAACCAACCCCAUUUUGACAGAUUAUUGAGUUCUUUAUAGAUACAGAUAUAGUUAACAUCCAAGUACAUAUAUUUGGCUACUUAUGUGGGUGUUUCUCUACUAUAAAUAGCUAGAAAUGGAUUUAUUGAUUAGACAAUGUGCAUUUGACAUUUUUGAGAAAUACCAUAAAAAAGAUUGUACCAGUUUAUAUCUCCACUGAUAGUAAAAAUGCCUGCUUACCUACAGUCCCACCAACACUGCAUCCUUAAAAAGUUUUGCUCAUUUGAUAGGCAAAAUGUGUUUUAACACGGGACUGGGGAUUUAGCUCAGUGGCAUAAGCACCUGCCUUGCAAGCAGGUGGUUGUGAGUUCAAUCCCCCGUACCAAUAAAAAAAAAAGUGUUUUAUCUCUUUGUUGUGCCUUUCUUUGAUUAAUAGGAAUAUUUUUUCAUGUUUAUUAGCCAGUUUCAUUUCCUUUGUGAAUUGCUUUUAUCCAUUUUUAAUUAUGAAAGUAUAAAUGACCGCCUUCUCAUUAUGUAAAAUGUAAUUGAUACUCAAGUGUAAGAAUCAAGACCAUUUUUCCAGGGCUUCCAAUCACAUUCCACUUUCCACUGUUAGUAUAUAUCCCUCCACUACCCUUUCCAUACAUUUUCAUAUGAAUAGACAUAGCUAUAAACGCUAUUUUUGCAUAAAUAGGGUCAUAUAUAGGAAUUAAUUUUUGUCUCAAAGAUAAUGAAGUCUUUAAAUUUCUCUAAUGGUUGAAUGAGAUUAAAUAGUAUGAAGAUAACAUUAUUUAUUCCCCAUUUUUCUUGUGCUGUUUAAUAUUGCCAAAGUAAACAUCUUGUUCAGAUGUCUUUGUGCAUAUGAGUGUAUGUUUCUUUAGGUUGGAGUCCUAUAACAUGGGUUGUUGAGUUGAAAGGUUUGUCAUCUUGACCUACGUUAGCCUUCAAAAUAUUUUCAUAUCUUCUGUAUUUUCACCAACUGUAUGGAAAGUGCUCAUUUCCCCAUAUAGCCUUACCUAUACUUGACAGUCCAUCUGUUGGGCAAAAGAGAGAAUCCUAACUUGUUUUGCAUUGCCCUGAUAAGUAGUGAAGUUGGGUUAUAUUCACAUUUAUUGGUCGUUUAUAGUUUUCACAUUGAUUGUAUCUUUUACUUACUUUUCUAUUGGGUUGUGUGGAUAUUUGUUGCUUUUGUUUGUUCAUCAUCUCUUUCCCCAUUUUCUGAUAACAAAACCCUUAUUUAUUGUGGUAAAUCCAUUCCAUGUGGCUUAGGUGAGCACAUAAAUGGCUUGGCCUCCUGAGUCCUAUAGCUCCCUAGCCAUACAAAGAAUGGACAUGUAACUUAAGCCAGGCUACCAAGGAGAGCCCUCAAAGAACUGCUGGAACUACUGGAAACAGCGUUUUAUGGAGAUCCCAGGAAGUAAGGAUGAUGUAAGCCUGAACUUGUACCACAUGGAGAAAACCUGUCUGUGGAGAAAUUUGGAGGCUAGCAGAAAUGGAAAGAGAACUGAGUUCUGAUACCAUUUUCCUGGAGGCCCUUGAUCCAGCUGUGCCUAAAGCCUGCCCUACCUCCGGACUUUAAAGUUCUGUGAGCCAAUAAAGUCCCUUUCUUGUUUUAAGAUAAUUGGAUUUGGUUUCUGUCCUGAUUAAUAUAGGUUAUUUGUAUUUUCUUAUUGAUUUGUAGAAACCUUUGUAAUUUUAAAUUCUAAACUUAUACUUCAUCCGCUGUAUGUUAAUAAAACUGGCAUGGCCUUCCAUGA
This is a messenger RNA of Cavia porcellus (domestic guinea pig), 6343 nucleotides long. It is a transcript of the gene Znf24, whose product is annotated as zinc finger protein 24. The coding region runs from base 226 to 1332 and encodes 368 amino acids. The record is from RefSeq and is a predicted model, not a curated record. The transcript is spliced from 4 exons. NCBI's taxonomy places the organism in Eukaryota, Metazoa, Chordata, Mammalia, Rodentia, Caviidae.